AUGGGGAAUAAGCAGACGAUCUUCACGGCGCAGCAGCUUGAUGCGUAUCAGGACUGCACAUUCUUCACAAGGAAGGAAAUUCUAAGACUAUUUGACCGUUAUCGAGACUUGGCACCACAGCUCGUUCCUCUCGACUACACAGACCAGCCAGAUGUGAGGCUACCAUACGAGCUCAUUGGCAGCAUGCCAGAACUGAAGGACAACCCGUUCCGCCAGAGGAUCGCUGAGGUUUUCUCGGAGGACGGAGAGGGAAACAUGACCCUGGAUGACUUCCUGGAUAUGUUCUCCGUGCUGAGUGAGAUGGCUCCACGAGAUCUGAAGGCCUACUAUGCAUUUAAAAUCUACGACUUCAACAAUGAUGACUUCCUGUGUAAGUCUGACCUGGAGAAGACGCUGAACAAGCUGACGCGGAAUGAGCUAACGGAGGACGAGGUCAGGAUGGUAUGUGAGAAGGUGAUCGACGAGGCCGACCUGGACAACGAUGGACGUCUCUCACUGGAGGACUUCCAGCACAUGAUCGUCCGUGCUCCAGACUUCCUCAGCACCUUCCAUAUAAGGAUAUGA
This is a messenger RNA of Salvelinus namaycush (lake trout), 564 nucleotides long. It is a transcript of the gene cib3, whose product is annotated as calcium and integrin binding family member 3. Gene Ontology annotation, molecular function: calcium ion binding. The record is from RefSeq and is a predicted model, not a curated record. NCBI's taxonomy places the organism in Eukaryota, Metazoa, Chordata, Actinopteri, Salmoniformes, Salmonidae. Bases 1 to 564 code for a protein of 187 amino acids. The transcript is spliced from 6 exons.